This is a messenger RNA of Calypte anna (Anna's hummingbird), 4439 nucleotides long. RefSeq names its product DEAD-box helicase 42 (gene DDX42). The record is from RefSeq and is a predicted model, not a curated record. Lineage: Eukaryota; Metazoa; Chordata; Aves; Apodiformes; Trochilidae. Gene Ontology annotation, molecular function: RNA helicase activity; nucleic acid binding; ATP binding.
GGGACCCCGGGCCACCGCUGGAACCCACCAAGGAUCCUCCGCCCGCCCGGUUCUCCGCCCUUCUUCCCGCGGCUUCAGCCGCCUCCAGCGCGCAUGCUCCUGGGGGCGCGCUGACUUCAUCACGUCACGCACGCCCCGUGCGUACGCACGUACGUACGUCGUGUUGCCCACCCCCGCCCCGGUAACCGGGAAGCGGCGGCUGCGGCGGCCCCGGGCUAGGUUGAGGACACCAUGAACUGGAACAAAGGUGGACCUGGUACCAAGAGAGGCUUUGGUUUUGGGGGUUUUGCCAUAACCCCUGGCAAGAAAGAGGAGCCCAAGCUCUCCCAGCAGUCUCACAGUGCUUUUGGAACAGCUGGUUCUUCUGCUGCAUUCCCCAAAUCAGGACCUCCUCAGCUGCCUUCUUUCUACAAAAUUGGGUCAAAAAGAGCAAAUUUUGAUGAAGAGAAUGCGUAUUUUGAGGAUGAAGAGGAAGAUUCCAGCAAUGUGGAACUGCCAUACAUUCCUGCAGAGAAUUCCCCCACUCGCCAGCAGCUCCAUUCCAAGUCAGCAGACUCUGACAGUGACGAUGACCCCCUGGAGGCAUUCAUGGCUGAAGUGGAGGAUCAAGCUGCUCGAGACAUGAAGAGACUUGAAGAUAAAGACAAAGAAAAGAAGAAUGUUAAGGGUAUUCGAGAUGACAUUGAAGAGGAAGAUGACCAAGAAGCUUAUUUUCGCUACAUGGCUGAAAACCCCACUGCUGGUGUGGUCCAAGAAGAGGAAGAAGAUAACCUGGAGUAUGAUAGUGAUGGGAAUCCAAUUGCACCAUCCAAAAAGAUCAUUGAUCCUCUCCCACCCAUUGACCAUUCAGAGAUUGAAUAUCCACCAUUUGAGAAGAAUUUCUAUGAGGAAAUCACCAGUCUCACCCCCCAGCAAGUGGUGGAAUUACGUCAUAAAUUAAAUCUUAGGGUCUCUGGUGCUGCUCCUCCAAGGCCUGGCAGUAGUUUUGCUCAUUUUGGGUUUGAUGAGCAACUUAUGCAUCAGAUUAGGAAAUCUGAGUAUACCCAGCCCACUCCUAUACAGUGUCAGGGUGUUCCUGUUGCACUGAGUGGCAGGGAUAUGAUUGGGAUAGCUAAAACUGGAAGUGGGAAAACAGCAGCCUUCAUCUGGCCCAUGUUGAUCCACAUCAUGGAUCAAAAGGAGCUCGAACCAGGGGAUGGUCCCAUUGCAGUCAUCGUGUGCCCCACCAGGGAGCUUUGCCAACAGAUCCAUUCUGAGUGUAAACGUUUUGGCAAGGCCUACAAUUUACGCUCCGUGGCUGUGUAUGGAGGAGGAAGCAUGUGGGAGCAAGCCAAAGCCCUCCAGGAGGGGGCAGAAAUAGUUGUCUGCACACCAGGUCGUUUAAUUGAUCAUGUGAAAAAGAAAGCUACAAACCUUCAAAGAGUCACUUACCUUGUGUUUGAUGAAGCUGACAGAAUGUUUGAUAUGGGUUUUGAAUAUCAGGUCAGAUCAGUUGCAAGCCAUGUACGUCCUGACAGACAGACCCUCUUGUUCAGUGCCACUUUCCGUAAGAAGAUUGAAAAAUUGGCUCGAGAUAUUCUGAUUGACCCAAUUCGUGUGGUGCAGGGAGACAUUGGAGAGGCAAAUGAAGAUGUCACUCAAAUUGUGGAGAUUUUCCCCUCUGGCCCAAGCAAGUGGAAUUGGCUGACUCGACGCCUGGUGGAGUUCACAUCUUCUGGGAGUGUCCUCUUGUUUGUCACCAAAAAGGCCAAUGCAGAAGAACUGGCCAAUAAUCUGAAGCAGGAGGAUCAUAAUUUGGGGCUGCUUCAUGGGGACAUGGACCAGAGUGAGAGGAAUAAAGUCAUUUCAGAAUUUAAGAAAAAGGGGAUCCCCAUACUGGUAGCUACAGAUGUGGCAGCUCGGGGGUUAGAUAUCCCUUCCAUCAAGACUGUCAUCAACUAUGAUGUGGCUCGGGACAUAGAUACUCACACCCACAGGAUUGGUCGUACUGGCAGAGCAGGGGAGAAGGGAGUUGCCUACACUCUGCUGACUCCCAAAGACAGUAACUUUGCUGGUGAUCUUGUCAGAAAUCUGGAAGGUGCUAAUCAACACGUUUCCAAAGAGCUGUUGGAUCUAGCAAUGCAGAACCCAUGGUUCAGGAAAUCCCGUUUCAAAGGAGGAAAAGGCAAGAAGCUGAAUAUUGGUGGUGGUGGCUUGGGAUAUAGGGAACGUCCUGGUCUGGGCUCAGAAAACUCUGACCGUGGAAACAACAACAAUGUGAUGAGUAACUAUGAGGCAUACAAACCAUCCAGUGGGGCCAUGGGGGACAGACUUACAGCAAUGAAAGCAGCUUUCCAGUCCCAGUAUAAGAGCCACUUUGUUGCUGCAAGUUUAAAUAACCAAAAGACUGGCAGCUCUGCCACUGGUGCCAGUGGCUGGACCAGUGCUGGGAGUUUGAACUCAGUCCCUACCAGCUCAGCACAGCAAAACCCCACAAACCCCGACGGCCCCGCCGCGGCACCAAAAGGUGUCCCGGGUUUCAGCAGCACCGGGAGCCUGAGCAGCCUUCCCAGCUUCCAAAGUGGAGGAGCCCAGGGCUUCAACAACACAAACAUCAGCACCAACAGUCGAGAAGGUGGUGGCAACCCCAGUGGUGGUGGUGGUGGUGGUGGUGGUGGUGGCAUUGUCAGGGAACGCUACCCCGACAACCGGAACAGUCGCCACAACGAGCUGCCCCGCCGUGGAGAGGGGGGUGGUGGUCGCUACAACGAGGUGCAACGCCAUGGAGAAGGAGGAGGAGGAGGUGGUGGAGGAGGAGGUGGUGGGAGGAGGAGGAGGUGGUGGUGGCCGCCACAGUGACGCUUACCGCCACGGCGAGGGCCGGCACGGUGACAACCACCGGCACGGGGAGAGCAGGCACUUCAGUGAGGGGGGCAGUGGCAAUCGUAACAAUGGUGACAGCAGGAACAGCAACGAUGGGAGGAACAACGAGAACAGGAAUGGGGAGAACAGGAAGGAGCCCAACAGCCGAGACAACAAGACAGAUGGGUUUGCUGUCCCCGAGCCUCCAAAACGUAAGAAGAGCCGGUGGGACAGUUAAGAGUUGGUGUUUUUCACAGCCUGAAAGGUAGUGGUUGUCUUAUUUUUUUUUUUCCAGAGGAUUUCUUGGGGUUUUUGGGAACUGGGUUGUUGAGCAGAUGGAGGAAGAGGAGAAGGGAACCAUGCAAACUAUCCAUGCAAGGCUGGGAUACAUCUGCAGACAGAUUCACUGGAAUGAUGUGUACACGCAGUGCUUAACUCAAAGAGAAAUCAUUUUGAUAAAGCUCCCUGGGUUCUGCUUUUAAACAUUCAGUGCUCAAGUGACUCUCUGCUGGAUUUCAACAAAUCUUCUUGGCAAGAAAGAAGCUGUUUCAUGUCCUUGGAACGUUAAGAAACUGUUGUCUAUGGAAGUAUAAAGUAGUCUUUUCUUAACCAGUGUUCACAUGAAAAAAAGAAAAACCAUCUAGAGAUGCUCAGGACCCACCUGUUAAACAUUCAUCUUUCAGCAAUUUGUUCAGUAUGGCAAGUUCCUCCCCCAAGCUCUUCUUUUAACUUGGUCUCUAAUCCCCAAAUAAUUUGGCUUCAAGGUUACCUCCCCAUCAACUAAGAAUGUAUCAAGUCACAUUGCUGAUGGUGGGAUGAAGCAAAUUGAUUUUAUUUUUUUUUCCCUUUUCAUUUUUUAAUGAAGCUGUUCAAGAGAUCCUUCUCCAGCCCAGCUCAUCACAAAUUCCCUUGCUUUGUGGGCUGGACUCCCUGAUUUGGUUGUGGUCAGGACAUCAAUCCCAUUGCCCAGGUAUUUUUUUUUUUUUCUCUUUCUUCCUAAGAGCCUUCAUUUUGGUGGAAACCUUCAUAGCAAACUUAUCUCUGCUGUAUCUAUGUGCCCUCUGUUCUGAGAGGGCUGAGUGCUAUCUUCAAAUUAAAAGCAAAAAAAGGGUAAAAAAAGUCAAUAUGCCACAACAGUCAGAGCCUGGUAGCAUGAGGCAUAGCUAAAUGAAGAGGCUUCACUCAGAAAUUCAGGGACCUGCUGUUCAGAAGCCUUUAGGGAGAACCUGAAAAAAAAAAAAAAAAAGUGAUUGAUAAAGUGGAACAGCUCAAAUAUCACCCAGCAUUGGAAACCUGUAGUAAAAACUGUAAAAUCUUGCUUGACCAUUUUUAACUCGUCGUGUGGAUUAUCUUUUUUUUAACUUUUGUUGUUUUUUGGGGGGGUUUUGGGUUUGUUUUUUGAUUUUUUUUUUUUGCACCAUAAAGGUAAGGAAGGAAUCUUCUGUUGAAACAUGUCAGUACCCACCUCUGUCUUGUUUCUACUGAAAAGAAGUAUCAGAAAACUGUCAGGUUUUUGUGACGUUGUGAUGUUUUCUUUAUCAGCUGUGCAUUUACUUUCUGCUUGCUCUAGUAAAUGUUUUAUUACUGGGACAAAAAUA